This is a messenger RNA of Camelina sativa (false flax), 1908 nucleotides long. The record is from RefSeq and is a predicted model, not a curated record. NCBI's taxonomy places the organism in Eukaryota, Viridiplantae, Streptophyta, Magnoliopsida, Brassicales, Brassicaceae.
AUGUGCACAUUGGACAAUGUCCUCUUAGCAUCAGAACUUGUCCAAGGCUACAACAAUAAUGGAACAUCUAAGCGUGGAAUGCUGAAGAUAGACCUAAGAAAAGCUUUCGACUCGAUCGAGUGGAGCUUUAUUCUGGACAUCCUCGUUACAACUCGCUUUCCUGCCAGGUAUAUCCAUUGGAUCAGUCAAUGCAUUAAAACAACACGGUUCUCUAUUGCGGUCAAUGGGGAAUUAUGUGGAUACUUCAAAGGCAAGAAGGGUCUUAGGCAGGGGGAUCCCCUUUCGUCUUACCUCUUUGUCAUUGGUAUGGAUGUCUUCUCUAGACUACUUGACUUGCGUUUCCAAACCGGUCAGAUAGGAUAUCAUCCAAGAGCAGCAAAUCCAGACGUUACACACCUGAUCUUUGUUGAUGACAUUAUGCUCUUCUUCGAUGGUGAAACCGCUUCUGUACAGGCAAUUGUAACCCUUUUGGAGUAUUUCACUAGCAUUUCUGGCCUGGUAAUGAACAAAACCAAGACGGAGCUCUAUCUUUCGGGAUCCUCUGAAGCUGAUCAAAGAAUGCUAUGUGCAAAUUUUGGUUUCACUCGUGGAUCUCUUCCGGUUAAAUACUUGGGCCUACCUCUACUCCCAAACCCACUCUCGAGAUCAGAUUGUGAGCCCCUGGUGAGUAAUAUCCGGACAAGGUUGCACUCUUGGCAGAAUAAGCAUCUCUUAUAUGCCGGAAGACUACAACUCCUCGCCUCGGUCAUACAAAAUAUAAUAGCCUAUUGGUGUGCAGCUUUUAUAUUACCAGCAAAAUGUAUAAAGGAUAUUGAAAAGCUUUGCAGAAGAUUCCUUUGGUCAGGUUCCGCUGAUAUCCCAAAGCAAGCUAAGGUCAGUUGGAGAAAAGUCUGCUCUCCUAAAGAAGAAGGAGGUCUUGGCCUUCAAGACUUGAGAGAAUGGAAUAAAAUCUUUGGCCUCAAGCUCAUCUGGGACUUGUUCUUUGCCUCUGGUUCUCUGUGGGUGGCUUGGUGCAGGAAACGUAAGCUGGGAAGGAAAUGUUUCUGGCGCCUUUCCACUUCAAGUGAUGGUAAGUCCUGCUCCUUCUGGUAUGAUAAAUGGACCCCGUUUGGGGAUCUGAUCACCUUCCUUGGAGCUGAUGAACAUAAAAGAAUUGGUCUCCCAUUGGACUCCACUGUGGCACAAGCUCACUCUAGGAUUGGAUGGAUAAUAAGAGGUGCUCGUACUCACAACAUGGAGCUCCUCCUCACCCAUCUCAGUGAAACAACUCUCUUCGAGAAUGUCAAGGACAUCUACUUGUGGGCUAAACCAAAUGUGGAUCCCCAGGACCGUUUUGGCUUCUCUGAUACUUGGAACAUGUGUAGACUGUCGGCUCCACAAGUGCAUUGGCAUAAACAGGUCUGGUUCACAUGCUCUAUCCCCAAACAAUCAUUCAUCAUGUGGUUUUGCUGUCUAGAUCGUAUGCCUACUCUAUCUAGACUGAGAAACUGGGGAAUAGUAGAAGAUGAUACAUGUCAUCUUUGUGAAAUUUACUUUGAGACCAAGGACCACCUUUUCCUGAGAUGUCCAUACAGUUUCGACUUGUGGAGAUGGUGCCUUGGUAGACUACAGAUGCCUUUCAUAGGAUUCAACACUUGGGAGCGCUUCCUUCUUUGGCUCAAAACUCCUUCUACUGAAGAGAAGAUGAACCCCUUAAAGCUUAUUGCAGCUCAAGCGGUGAUCUACUCAAUCUGGCAUGAGAGAAACGCUCGCAAAUUUACUGGCAUCCGCACCCCAGUUGAAGGACUUUUCGCUCAACUUGAUCGUCGCAUCCGAAACACCUGUUCUGCAAGACAUUGUAAUCCAAAGUUUCAAGACAUGGUUCUGCUGUGGUUUCGGACCUCCACCCUCGCCUCACCACCUACCUAA